UAUCGCAAGGCGCCCACGUAACCUGAUUCAGCUUCUGAUCUUCCGAAGCGUAGCCAUGGAACCAAGUCAGUUCUACCCCGAAGCCGGGGAUAGUCAAUUUUACCCAGGUACCGACACAGACCUUUCCGAUGAAGGUGCCGAUGGCGGUAGUGCUGAUAGAUCUGAAGAACAAAGGCGAGCGGGCGGCGUCUACAAGCCACCCGCUAACCAAGGCUCCACACAAACUUCUGGGAUGAUGCCCCCUGUAGUGGUGCCUUUGCGCAGCACAUUUGUGCCUAAAACAGCUGUUGCGGCAGCACCGAAGCCAGUGGUUGCGACACCACGGGCACCAGGGGUGGUGACAACACCGAAGCCAGUGCUUGCGACAACACAGAAUCCAGCAGCUACGGCACCACGAACACGAGUGGUUGCGUCAACACCGAAGCCAGCAGCUGCGGCACCACCGACACCAGUGGUCGCGACAACACCGAAGCCAGCAGCUGCAGCACCACGGACACGAGUGGUCGCGACAACACCGAAGACUGCAGCUGCGGCACCACCGACACUAGCGGUUGCGACAACACCGAAGGCAGUGCUUGCGACAACACCGAAGCCAGUGCUUGCGACAACACCGAAACCAGUGCUUGCGACAACAAGGAAGCCAGUGCUUGCGACAACAAGUAAGCCAGUGCUUGGGACAACACCGAAGCCAGUACUUGCGACAACACCGAAGCCAGCAGCUGCGGCACCACCGACACCAGUAGUUGUGAUACCACCCACCCCAGCUAGGAAACCACCGACACCAAUGAGGGCGCCAUCGACAACCACUGUAAUCCCUAAACCACCCACUGCCGGCGAAACAACGAGACCAGGCCCGACAACUCAGGCACCGCUGCCGAAGGGAUCGCUGCUGUGCACACUAGGGGCUGGUUUCAAGAAGUCGAAGUACACGUUUCCCCCCGAUGGACUCUGCACCAUAAUCACGUUCGACUCGGUGUACAAGGGCGAUGACACAUUGGCCCCACCCUACAAGGAAGACUUCCAGUACUUCCUAGAUACGUCUAAGCAGGCCAAGAAAUCUGAAUUUGGAAUCGGCAUCGAGCAGGCAACAUGCACCAACCCAGCCGCCAUGACAAAACUUACCAGCAACGUUUCCACGAAGAUGCAUUUAGAUGAGCUGUGGGACCGCUACCGGAUAUACCACUAUAGUCAAGUGAGCGGAAGUAUCGGUUCCAGAAGAUUAGUUCCUUCCAUUUCUGCGAGGUUAGCAGCGAUGGGAUUGCAGAUGAUCACCAAGAUAAUGAAUGAUAAAAGACACUAUAAACUACGGCCGAGCUAUACCAUUCUCCACAAUUGGCUGUUUGAACCACUAAACGCUCGGUUCAUUGCAGGGGCAUUGUGGGAUGUGCCGGUGGAUAUUUUUGUUGUGAAUGUGCACCAUGACGAACCCGAUAUCAACUUCGUUAACUGCCGCAUGGUGCCACCAACCAUACUAACCGCGGACAUCUUGGACAAUAUUCCAAGGGAUUGGUUUUACGGCAUCCGCAUGGGCACCAGCAUAAGUCAUCUUGCAGCCAACCAGCACUACUGGCCUUCGAACAUGAUGUAUGCUAUGUCCCUGGGCAUGGCUGGUCGGUGGUACGCACCGUGUGAUAGAGGCCCCUGGACGAGUAGGGGGCCCGCUGGCUUUAAGCUCGGCAAAAAAUGCGGGGGCGCGUGCAAGCAAGAGAAGCUCCUGCCAGAGGACCAUAUCACCGAGAUUGCCCGGGCCUGCUCGCGUCCUGCCUUCAACAAUUCGUUCUACGAAGACAGGAUGUUCAAUGCCCUCCUUACGUACGACGCCACAGCAGAAUUGGUGUUCACCUAUGACAGCCCUCGCAACCUUCGUACCAAGCUCUGCAAAGCCAAGGAGAAUGCGACAAGCGUGCAAUACACCUUUGUCGCUGCGGACAUCCAGCUGGAGGACGCCUAUGGUAGCUGCGGCUACGGGCCAAUCCCUGGGCUCUAAAUUCUCAAGAAGGUGGCGGCGUUCUUUGCUUAUAAUUACACGCCUACCGGUAAGGAGACACAGUCCAGGGCGGUCACAUAUUAAUAUACGCUCAAUUGUUGCUACCAGCUCAUGCUCAUAAAAAAAAAUAUCGUGCGUAAAUAAAUAAAG
This is a messenger RNA of Dermacentor albipictus, 2137 nucleotides long. NCBI's taxonomy places the organism in Eukaryota, Metazoa, Arthropoda, Arachnida, Ixodida, Ixodidae. The record is from RefSeq and is a predicted model, not a curated record.